This is a messenger RNA of Ricinus communis (castor bean), 989 nucleotides long. RefSeq lists its product as uncharacterized. The coding region runs from base 187 to 576 and encodes 129 amino acids. Gene Ontology annotation, cellular component: chloroplast envelope. The transcript has 4 exons. The record is from RefSeq and is a predicted model, not a curated record. NCBI's taxonomy places the organism in Eukaryota, Viridiplantae, Streptophyta, Magnoliopsida, Malpighiales, Euphorbiaceae.
AAAGGUCGGUAAGGUCAAACAGAAAAUCUGAAAAUAAAAAUUGGCAGUUUGUGUAUGCUUUGCGCUCUCCAUUCGUUGCUUCCUGUGUUUAUCUAUUUCUUGAAUAUAUCUACUUUCUAUCAUCAAUAUUAUCUUAUAUAGCAGCAGCAGCCGAAGAAGAAGAAGAAGAAGAAGAAGAAGAAAGAAAUGUCGUCUAAGAAAGGAGGAGGAGGAGGAGCUGCUACGCUUCAAAAAGAUGUACCAUGGAGAGCAUCUUCUUCAAAACCUUUACCUAAAAUUCAUCACUCUCCUAUUCUCCGCGUCCCUAAUACUCCUUAUUCCAAUUAUGCCUUAUCCGUUAUGAAGCAUCCAAAUCCAAUCGGAAGUGGAUUAGCUACCGAAGCCAUUGUGGAAUCUGCCGGCGGUGAUUGUAUUGUCCCCGGCCAAAUUACACCUCUUCGAUUACUUGGCGUUAAGGUGUGGCCUAUAGAUGUUGACCUAAAAUUUAUGGAGCCAGUUGGACGAGAACUUAAGCUGCUUGGAAAGUUCAUGGACAAUGCAGUCAACCUCAUGAACAAAUCAUUUAUAGAUCGCUAGUGACUUGGUGUUCUGUUGCGGGAAGUUAUUUUUUGGAUUGUGGAGAGGAUAAGCCUGGAAAAGCAGAGUGAUUGUAGAUAAAAUCUCAUGGUAUAACAGUUUCUUAUUCCCAUUUUUAGAUAUGAUAAUAAGUUCAGGUUUGGGAGGUGGAAGAGUCAACGUCGAUGUUGAAAACGAGAAGAUUUUGCUCCUUCUAUAGACUUCUGGUUCUACAAUUCUUGCUGUUCUCUUUCUUUUUUAACACUGUUAUGUGGAAUUUUCCAUGUGUAAUGGACAUGGUUGAAUGGAAUACCAUUUUUAAACCAUCUGUUGAAGGGUAUCCAAACCAUUGGUGAUAUGUGGAAUCACUCAACCAUUCAUAUGUUCAUCUUAAUUUUGAUCUAAAAUAAACUCUCUCCACUUGUUUGUUUACA